Molecule: messenger RNA, 1076 nt
Organism: Homarus americanus (American lobster)
Lineage: Eukaryota; Metazoa; Arthropoda; Malacostraca; Decapoda; Nephropidae
Exons: 5
Coding region: 149-853 (234 amino acids)
Source: RefSeq, a predicted model, not a curated record
CAGCCGCCACUCUGACAGACAGCAUUGCUAGUGUUGAGUCAGGGAGUACAGUAUAGUGCAGAGUGUGGCAGAACGACGUUCCCCCACACACUGUAGUGUUCAACAACUCACUGGGCGCUGGCCGUGCGAGUCUCCUUAUCACAACGCCAUGACCACCACCUACAGGAAGGAACCAAACUUUCAACAACCCCUCGUGAGGGACAUCAAGUACAACGACUACGACGUGGAAAGCGGCAUGAGCAAGAGGGUGAACUGUCUGGUGGGAUUCACUGUGGUGUCAAUCAUCAUAGGUGCCGCUGGCCUCGCCCUCUCCAUCAUGCUCCUUCUGCAGGGGUCGCUGCUGUCAACCAAGGAGGGGGUGGACGUAGCAACCUUACAGCAACGGGUGAAACUCCUCGAGCGUCUGAGUGGCAUUCCUGACCCUACCAAGAGCGUUAUUGACAUCUCUCCCGCCGGGGAAGACGGGGAAUCGUCGGCGGAGAACCCGCUAUUAAGGGGCAUCCUGCCUGAAAACUUGAAGCCUCCCGCAGGUGAAGUGGACCAUGACUCAACGAUCAACGAGGACAAACCAGACGACGGCCACGACCACUCCAACCAUCACAACCACCUCGACCACCACGUCCAGCCUCACCCAGAAGACGGUGACAACAACAAACAAAAGGGACUUGAGGGAGGUGACUUGGAGGACCCGGUCCCCUACAACCCUCACAACGAUGACGACGAGGACAGUGACAGGGAGGGUUCCGGGGACUGCCCUGUCUAUUCCCGCCCAGCCUGCCCCAGAGGAAUUAGCAUAUGUGAAAGCAAUGACGCGUGUCCCAUUCCUAUAUGCUGUAAGCCCGACAACAACUAACACAUCAUCACCUACACCAGCUAUAUCGUGUUGGUAGUUAGUUGUGCGUCGCUUACAGGAGAGUGGUCCUAUUAGACACUGCUCCUCUACCCAUUAUCUAGUCUAAUUUGAAAACACAAUUCACAGUACAGUAUAUGAAUGAGUGCUCUUUUUGUGGUUCAGUGAAGGACUGUAUUAUACCGUAUAUAUAUGCAUUCAACAUGAUUAUAAAAGGUACAUUUUA